CAAGCGCUCUGUUCACCGUGACAAAUCCAGCCAGGAAUAACUAAAUAUCUUCGAUCAUGACAUAGCGUGGUUUACAAUUCGUGUAAGCCACACAAAAACGAACAAGUCGUCCAGCAACGACCAAAGGGAAAAAAGAUGAAAACUUCUCUACAAAAAACAAACUGUUAUCAAGACAUAGCUGAGUAGUUGCAACCGGAAGUGAUAUUCGCAAAACACCUGGCCUGUAGGGAAAUUUCUCAGAAAAGCACCGGAUGCUUAUUUGUGAUAUUUAAAUAUGCUUCCAUCAGCGCUUUUUUACUUGUAGGAAAUUUCAGGAAAUACACUGAAGAGAAAGCGUCGUAACAUUGAUCCUUGUUGGAAAAAUGAGUGAACAGAAUUCACGUCUAAACACAAUCCUAAAUCGUGUUACUAAUAAGAUUGUGCAGCUUCGUCGAGACAGAAAAACGGAAGCCUUAGAAUGCUGGGAACCUAUAGUGAAUGGAAUUUUAGAAUAUGUGCAAACUAAAGAUCGCCGAUUUCGCGCUCUUCACAUCUUUCCUACAGGAAGCUACUAUGAAAGGGCCAAAGUAAAAGAGCCCGAUGAAUUCGACCUUAUGUUGGUCAUGGAUAACUUAGAACUAGAUGACGCACCAUUUGAAGAAGACGAUGGGUUUCGCGAGCCACCAAUCGGUAAGAUUAGGCCUGUUUAGGCAUUGGCUUUUCAUGAGCAAGACUUGAUUCAAGUUUGGACCGAAUCAAAUUCCAAGAAGUGUGCCGUUUCAGUAAUACAGUUCCAGGAAAUAUUCUUAAACUUUGUCAUAAUUCAGGAUUUGGUUAGAGAAAUAUAAAUUUCGGUUUCUGAUUCAUAUACACUAAAGCCGUUCCAAAACCGUAUUAAAUGUGUGAAAAUCGGCCGACCAAGCACAACAAUAAGAACGACCCAGCUGUUCCAAAUUUGAUAAGUCGUUCUUGGCGAUUGAGAAGCCGAACUUUUAACUGACCCAAUUGAAAAGUUGGAGGUUGAAACCGCAUCAAUUGCAGGGCUUGAUCAUUCACUCAGUUCCGCCAUAAUUACGUCUUGCAAAGAAAAAUGUACGAUGUGGACAUGUAUGAUUUAAAAUAGGGGGAAAAGCCUAGAUGACUCUGAGCUGGGAAUCGACAUUAUUACCAAUGAAAAAUUCUUGAAAGGAGGUGAAUUUUAAGGGUUACAUUAAGGCAUAGGGGUAAGUCAUCUUUACAGGUUGUCAAUUUGGUCGAUACCUUGCUCUUUAUGAAAUCCCUAGAUUUUCCCAAGACAAGGAAUUUUUCAUGGCUGACAAUCAGCUUAUGAUACACAUGUCAAGACGAGCAAUAUAUUCAUGUACCAUCAAGGUAAUAGAUAUUAGCAACAAAUUAUCAAGUCCAUAACGACCAUGUCCUCUCAGCCACAAGGUUCUUAUGAAAAAGUCCUCUUUUUAAAGAAGUAUCACCUAAACUCAACCAGAUUAAUGAGGGUCAAGUUGUUUUACUCCCUUUCAGUAUUUCUUCUGUUCUAAGUCCUAUUGAUCAAAAGACCACAAUAUUGACUAAUUGUAAUAAAAUACAAGAGUAUGAUCAAGUUGUUUUUGACCCUGGAAAUAAGUCUGGUGAAUAAAAGGCAACAACCAAAAGCCAUGCAGGUUGAGGGGUAUUUACCACUAUAAUGAUUGACAAUGGUGAAGAAGUAACUUUGGGAAUUGAAUGCCUCACAGGUGAAAGCAGUUUUUAA
Pocillopora meandrina is the source of this 1726-nucleotide messenger RNA. NCBI's taxonomy places the organism in Eukaryota, Metazoa, Cnidaria, Anthozoa, Scleractinia, Pocilloporidae. The record is from the annotation of a GenBank genome assembly.